Molecule: messenger RNA, 2873 nt
Organism: Acaromyces ingoldii
Lineage: Eukaryota; Fungi; Basidiomycota; Exobasidiomycetes; Exobasidiales; Cryptobasidiaceae
Product: WD40 repeat-like protein
Exons: 1
Coding region: 90-2813 (907 amino acids)
Biological process (GO): carbon catabolite repression of transcription
Cellular component (GO): nucleus; cell tip; cell division site
Molecular function (GO): protein binding
Source: RefSeq, a predicted model, not a curated record
ACAACGGCAGCAAGCGGCCCACCAGCAGCCAGAGCAAAGGAAAAAAAGGGCCGACUGAGAGACAACGAGAAAGGAUGACACGGGCGAUAAUGGAGGAGGGACUGGUUGCGCCAGAGGGCGCAUACACGCCCGCUUGGAACUACUUGCUUCCCCUGGCGCCGCCGACGAUGAUCCCCGUGUCGCAGACGCAGAUGCAGAGCGCCACGGCCAAGGAUGCCUCCUCGAGCAAUCCCUCUGCAGGCACCGCGGGUGCCUCAGCCUCGUCGUCCUCCUCGGCCUCUACCUCGACCGGCGCCGGUCAGCUGAGCCCUGCUGGAGCCGCUGGCACUGGAGAGACGAGGAAUGGCAGAUCGGUUUCGGAUCCUUUGGCUGGAGAAAUGGCCACAGACAGAGCGAGCUCGACGCCAAAGACGGCCCUCAGCCACAUAUCCCUCGCGGCACCCUCGGCCUGGUCGCAUGCGCCAAUCCAGCCAACGACGAAGCUGUCCGUCGCCACCGUGAGGUAUCCCCCCAAUGUCUCGACGUCGCAGAGAAACGGGGGAGAGGGUGGUGCACCGGCCAUCAACGAUCUGGGCGGCACCGCUUCCUUCCACGGGCCCCUGCUCGAAGCCUCGCUGUCCAGCCAAGGCAUCGACGGCUCCCCCAUGCUCGUCACGGGCGGCCAAGGCGGCGUCCCGGGCGUUGCUGCCCUUCAGCUCCUGGCGCAUCUCAGCGGCACCGGUGGUGCCGGCCCAAGCAUCACCACCUCUCCCUCGCUGGCCUCGAGCAUGCUCGCUCAGACCAUGUCGUCAUCGUCGGGCAGCAGCGGCAAGAAUCUGCUCAAGCCAAAGAACAACAUCAAGCAGACGAGCAGCUCCUUUGUCCAGCGGCUCCAGAACCACACUGAUUACACAAAGGUCAUGGGCCAGCGCGGCGAUGGCAACACCAUUGAGCGCUUUGCGUUUGCCAAUCGACAGCGGGUGCUCUUUUGGCUGGGCGAGAAUGCCAAUGGCUGGAUCAAGGACCCGCUGGCACGCCUGACUUUUGCAUCGCCAAUCACGGCCCACGACAUCAACCAGCACACGCGGUCACCCUCGAGGCUGGAUGUCAUCAUCGGCUUCAGCUCGGCAGACAUCGUCUGGUUCGAACCCUUUUCGGCGAGGUACUCUCGCAUCAACAAGGGAGGCUGUGUGUAUGACUCGCCCAUCACGAGCAUCCGGUGGUUGCCGGGCAGCGAGACGCUGUUUAUAUGCGCUCAUUCCGACGGUACCUGCACCAUCUUCGAUGUCAGCCGAGACGAUGCUGCGCCCGGUUCCUGGUCACCGGCCACGGGCAUGUCGAUACAGGGCUUUACCUCCCAUUCGCACUCGUCUCUGGGAUCGGCAGAGAAGGAAGAGGAAGAGGAGCAAGAGUUUCUCCGCAACGACGCUUCGUCGACAAGACCCAGGCCCACUGCCGCUCGCCGGCAACCCACGUCCGAUUCACUGACGACAGUGGGUAACGUCUCUAUCGACGGAGGCUCAAGAACAUCCACAGUCGAUGAUGGAGCCCCGUCAUCGCGGCCAAGGAUCGUGGGCUGGGAUCCCACGGUCAAGAUGGUGGUCACGAGACCCGCAAACGACACGAUGGGCAACGAGACAUACUCUCGAAAGGCUUGGAUGUCCAAGAACCCGGUGGCGCACUGGCAGGUGGUCAAGAAUGCAGAAAUCAGCGACAUUGCCUUUGCGCCCGACUCGACUCGCUUGGCGGUCGUCUCGACCGACGGCAAGGUGCGUGUCAUUGACCUGCUCAACGAGCGCCUGGACCAGACGAUGACGUCGUACUUUGGCGCAUUCACCUGCGUCGCCUGGUCGCCCGACGCAAAGCUCCUCGUCACCGGCGGCAGCGACGACCUUGUCUCUGUCUGGUCGCCCGAGGGCCGCGUCCUCGCCCGCUGCAUCGGCCAUUCGAGCUUCAUCAAGGCGGUAGCGUUUGACCCGUGGCGCUGGCGUGCCGACGAUCGCACGUACCGCUUCGCGAGCGUGGCCGAGGAUGGCAAGGUCAUCAUGUGGGACUUCUCCAGCGCCGCGCUGCAGCGGCCCAAGAUGGCCCACGGCAGCUCGUCCUACUCCAAGCAAGCCCGAAGCGGCGGUUCUUCGUUUGCGGACCCGCACCAACCGCAGGGCAGAAUGAGCAUGUCGUCGACGAGGCCCAGGAACAGCAUGAGCGCCGAUCGGUCGUCCUUUGCCGUGGAAACGAGCGACGAGUCCGAUGGCAAGGCCAUGCUCCAUCCGGCGCUGAUGCGCAAGGAAGUCGCCGAGCUGCAGCCCGUGGCCGUGUUCGAGGUCAGCCACUACCCGCUGAUGCCACACAACAUCGACGGCGUCCCUACGAGUGCCGUUUCCAGCAGCGCCUCGACGGCAGGCAUGCUAGGUGCAGCGGUGCCUGUCCACCUAAACGGGGCUCCAUCAAUGGCACAACAGCACGACUCCGCCACUGGCACCGCUGCCGUCGGUAAUGCUUCCUCGCCAGGGCAAGCAGGCACAGCCGUAUCGCCCACCUCUGCAGGAGGAGUCUCCUCUACUGGGGGCUCACCAGCCAAUGCGAGCCAACCAAAUGCUGCGCUCGGAAACGGUGCACACAACGUCCUUGCUGCCUUUGGCGACAUUGGAACCGCCUCGGACCUCCUCGUUGGCAUCCGGUACCGACCAGACGGCCUCAUUGUGCUCCACAAGAGCGGCACGAUGCGCUUCUUGAGUAGACCAAAGACACAGAGACAAGUACUGCAGCAGCAGCAUCAUCAACAGCCGAGCCAGCCAGUCAGAGCGACUGGUGGAGGUGGCUGGCGGCGAUGAUUUCGUAGCUGUUGCCUCUCUGGCCUUGUGUACUAUAUACUAUCAACAUGGAUUGAUGCA